Molecule: messenger RNA, 1436 nt
Organism: Rosa chinensis
Lineage: Eukaryota; Viridiplantae; Streptophyta; Magnoliopsida; Rosales; Rosaceae
Product: chlorophyllase-1
Exons: 2
Coding region: 119-1045 (308 amino acids)
Biological process (GO): chlorophyll catabolic process
Molecular function (GO): chlorophyllase activity
Source: RefSeq, a predicted model, not a curated record
CUAGAACACAUUUUCCAUGCUUGUGGUCUUAAGCUAGUAAGCUUCAGUACUAUAGAAACAGAACUGACCGAAGCUUACAUUUAUGAACAUAGUUCUCAGAGUCUCAUAUUGAGCCCCGAUGGCAUAUGUUUUUGAUGAAGGAAAGUUCCCCUUUAAAUUCAUUACAGAGGAAACUCCAUUUUCUUCCUGUUUCGAUUCCUCAGCCCCUCCAAAACCAUUGUUAAUUGCGACACCAACUGUAAGCGGCACUUAUCCAGUACUCUUGCUUCUUCAUGGCUUCUACCUUCGCAACUACUUCUACAAAGGAAUACUCCAACACAUAGCCUCUCAUGGAUUUAUAGUAGUUGGACCUCAGUUAUAUAGCUUGGUGCCGGCAACUGGACCUGAAGAAAUUGAAUCAGCUGCAAAAGUGGUAAACUGGUUACCAGAAGGCCUUCAAUCUCUUCUGCCUGAAAAUGUUGUCAUGGACUUGACCAAAUUUGCUCUGUCAGGCCACAGUAGAGGUGGCAAAGCAGCAUUUGCAUUAGCACUUGGAUAUGCCAAAGCUGCUUUGUCCCUCAAAUUUUCAGUGCUAAUUGGGAUUGACCCUGUCGCAGGCGCCAACCAAUAUUGCAGAACUAAUCCCCACAUCCUCACCUAUGUCCCUCGCUCUUUCGACCUGAAUAUUCCCGUCUUGGUAAUUGGCACUGGCCUUGGACCGGAAAAGAAGAACGAUUGCAUGUCGCAACCGUGUGCUCCCGAGGGUUUGAACCACAAGGAGUUCUUCAACGAGAGCAAACCCCCAUGUGCACAUUUUGUGGCCAAGGACUAUGGUCACAUGGACAUGUUGGACGACGAUCUACCGGGCGUGGUUGGAGCCAUGUCGGGAUGUAUGUGUAAAAAUGGAAGCGGUCCGAAGGACCUAAUGAGGAAGUCUGUGGGCGGAAUUGUUGUGGCUUUUUUGAAUGCAUAUUUGAAUGGUGAAGAUGGAGAUCUUCUUGCUAUUGUAGCUGAUCCUGCUCUUUCUCCUGCAAGGCUUGAACCUGCGGAGUUCAUCAAUGCGUAACAUCGUGGUCAAGUUUAUCGUUAAGGUCAAUUAAUUUCUUAUCUGAUGAUAUUUUAUUUGAGUCACAUGUUUCUUUCUCUUGAAUUUGAGGUUUGUGAUAUGUUUGGUUUGUCACUUUGUGAUAUGAAGGGUGUGGUGGAGUGCGUUCAUUUCCAGCUAGAGUGGUCCUUAAAUUCUUAUAUGCAGUAAUUUACAAUAAGCCAAGUGAGAUAUGAACAUUUUUGGAACAUUUCUAGAUUUAUUUAUCAUUAAUAAGACAAGAGAAGCGAGAUUGCAUAUGUAGAGCUCUCAUAUGAUAUUAAACUAGCUAGGCCCUAGGCCGUUGCUUUAACAUGUUUAUGACUAUCAAUAACCAUUGUAUUGGUAUGAAUUAUUAUGGUUGUUAUCUUUA